Molecule: messenger RNA, 2067 nt
Organism: Aspergillus ibericus CBS 121593
Lineage: Eukaryota; Fungi; Ascomycota; Eurotiomycetes; Eurotiales; Aspergillaceae
Product: glycoside hydrolase
Exons: 1
Coding region: 1-2067 (688 amino acids)
Biological process (GO): carbohydrate metabolic process
Molecular function (GO): hydrolase activity, hydrolyzing O-glycosyl compounds; chitin binding
Source: RefSeq, a predicted model, not a curated record
AUGUGGGGGACUUUGCCAAUUGCCCAGCUCCUAGUGUUGUGGCUGGCUGGGCAAGGAAGUGCCCUCAGCAGUUCUGUUCUGGAAUCUGGGUUUAACUCCCCUGCAAACGUCUCUGCUCGUGCACGAGUCCAGAAACCUCCUCGCUGUCCGGCCAAAUGUGACAGCUAUGACGCCACCCAGUGGUUUGUGUACCCAAGUACAACCAGGGUUUCAAAAUGCAACCAGACAAUGCUUUUAGACUUCAUGGUCCAGAACCCAUUGAAUGAUAGCGCCACCCAUCACACCAUCUACAGCUGCACCACAACUGGUUCAGAUGGUCUGGAGAGCGCUAGUGGUGGCACCUCAUGUGCCAGCGCAAUCUCAACCCUCGAUGCUAACUACGAGGUUGGCCGCUGGGAUGCCGAGGCUACUACCAAGAGUUCCCCCGGUAUCAAGGGUAAUCAGACUCUGAUGGCCUUGCAGGAAAUGCAGACCUAUCUCCUGGGCAACUGUCAGAAGUCGACCAUCUUUGCCUACUCGGAAGUUGAGAACGUGGCGGCGGCUAUUUAUGUUGGAGGCAGUCUUGAACGCGCUCAAAACAUUCAUGCCUUGCUGGAUGGCGUUGCCGAUUUAUUUGACAACGUCCAGUCCAGCGAUAGAUGGGUGUGGCAAUCAUGUGGCAGAAAUGCUAAUUAUACUCUGGGAAUUGCUGUCGACCUACACGGAGACCUAGCAGGGGUUCAGCAACAUGUUCGCACCUGGAGUGACGGCGCGUGCGUCUCUGGGUUUACCGCGAGCGAUACUGGCAGUAUUAGGCUGCUCUCCAUAGAUCCAACUAAUGUGUCAACCGCCAAUGCUUCGUCGCCAGUUACAGGCAACACCACCAGCGUCGUGCACUCCAGAUCUCCCAGUGCACAUGGUCAUUCCUUGUCCCAUGGACAUGCCCGACACUCCCUGCACCGCCGUUCGACCUGCUCCUACGUACAGGUCAUCUCGGGGGACUCUUGCGCUUCUCUAGUCGAGGAGUGUGGGAUCUCAGCCGAUGACUUCUACGACUACAAUCCAUCCAGCGAUCUCUGCUCGACCCUUACCGUGGGGCAAUAUGUUUGUUGCUCGUCAGGCGACCUCCCUGACUUUGCCCCAUCUGCCUACGCCAAUGGAACUUGUUGCACCUACGAUGUUGUCUCUGGAGACUCAUGUUCGGCACUCGCAGCUACGUACAGUCUCACCGAGGAUGAGAUUGAUAGCUUCAACUCAGAUACCUGGGGGUGGUAUGGCUGUGAUGACUUACAAGCCGGUCAAUCCAUCUGUCUUUCCAAUGGCACCGCCCCUUAUCCGGUCGCUCUGGCUAACGCUGUUUGCGGUCCUCAGGUGCCAGGUACUAAUUUCACAGACACUACCGUGGGGGACUGGGCGACUUUAAACCCAUGUCCGCUCAACGCCUGCUGUGAUAUUUGGGGUCAGUGUGGUGCUACCCCAGAUUAUUGUAAUGAUACCCUAGCUGCUAGUGACGCCCCAGGCACUGCCCCUCCGGGUUCCAAUGGAUGUAUCUCGAACUGCGGUACAACUAUUGUGAAUACCGCAACCGCUCCGUCGUCUUUCUCUGCAGUGGGAUAUUUUGAAGCCUCUAAUGUGGAACGACCUUGCCUCCAGAUGAACGCCUUCACUAUCAGUCCCGAAAAGUUCACCCACGUUCAUUUCGCCUUCGGGAAUAUUACUUCCAAUUUUUCAAUCAGCAUUGCCGGUGCCGAACAACAAUUCACCUACUUCCGGGAAUUGGAAAACAUAAAGCGCAUCGUCAGUUUUGGGGGUUGGGACUUUUCCACCAGCCCGGACACUUAUAUGAUUUUCCGUGAAGGUGUCGCAGCCGCCAACCGUGAUACGCUGGUCCAGAAUGUCGUAGACUUUUUGGAUGAGUACGACCUGGACGGUGUUGAUUUUGACUGGGAAUACCCCGGUGAGCCUGAUAUCGAGGGGAUCCCUGCUAGAAGCGACGAGGAUGGUUCAAAUUAUCUCGAAUUUCUCACGGCAUUACGCGAGGCCUUGCCGUCCAAGUCAAUCUCCAUAUCUGCGCCUGCGUCUUAUUGA